Musa acuminata subsp. malaccensis (wild Malaysian banana) is the source of this 3301-nucleotide messenger RNA. Its product is annotated as homeobox protein ATH1-like. Gene Ontology annotation, biological process: regulation of transcription by RNA polymerase II. Gene Ontology annotation, molecular function: DNA-binding transcription factor activity, RNA polymerase II-specific; RNA polymerase II cis-regulatory region sequence-specific DNA binding. NCBI's taxonomy places the organism in Eukaryota, Viridiplantae, Streptophyta, Magnoliopsida, Zingiberales, Musaceae. The record is from RefSeq and is a predicted model, not a curated record.
UUUGCCUUUUUUUCUUCUCGGUUUUGGAUGAUCGCAUUCAAGGGAGUGUUGGUUUCUUCUCGUGUGUCAACCUCUUCUUCCUUCUCAAGCGCUAAAGACCGCUCCUUUAUCUUAUCUUCCGGGCGGAGGGAGACGCAGGUAACUUGAGUCAGGUAAAAUAACUGCUAUUUUCCGACACAAUAAAUCUGUCAGAAAUCUCUCCAUUGGAUUUGGCUGACAUCAUCUUGUCCUCUUCCAUCCUUUUACCUGCAUUUCUUCUACUGUAUCCAAGAAAGCAGCUUUUCUCUCUCUCUCUCACUCGCGCGCGCGCUCUGACCAUCAUCACAAGUAAUGCCGUCUUCAAGAGAAAAGUGCGGGCUCAAAUGCGUACUCCUUGAUCAGGUAGCGGAGAACAGCUCCCGAGGACACAGAACCUGCACAGUGGUUUCACAUAAUUUGGUUACCACUGUUGUCGCAGAGAGUUGCAGAGGGAGAGGGUGAAGAAAGCGAGAGAAUAAAUGAGGCUGCUCUGCUUCUGUCUUCUUUUCUUUGCCUUGUUUUGUCCAUUGCAUGGGCUUGAUUGAUGACCCAGAUGUACCUUCUCUGCUAAAGCUCAUGGGACCCUUCCAUGGGCCAAGGUAAAUGAAGAAAGAAAAGACUUCUCUUUGACUUCUGGCUGGAUUUUUUUGAGCAGGGUGAAAGGAGGAAGAAAGCCACCAGGAUUCGCAACUGGUUGUGGUGGGUAAAAGUAUAGCAAGGUGAAAAGGUUCUGCUGAUUUCUUUUACCAUGUGAGAAUGAAUAGGAGGACUGAUUGAUUAGCUUUCUGCUAGAGUUUUGUAGAAAACCAUCCUCUCAAGAUAUUAAGAUAUCAUUGUUUUGAUCUGAAGGAACUGACCUCUCACGCUUUGCUUUGUCUUUUGAUCAUCCAUGACCUUCUUCUAGUCCCAUGUUCCUGUCAUUUGGGCUUGUGCUGCCAAGGCAAGACUCACUCUGAGCAAAUCAUGGAGAAUCACACUUGGUGAAACUAUAGCAUUUGGCCAUAUGCUCUUUGGGUAGGGGGAAGGCAUAAUUCUUCUUCAGCCAUGGGGCCCACUAUUUUGGAUGUUGUGCUUCAUGAAAACCCAAUUCUCUGAUCACUUGAAAACAAAGAUCUGCUGCAUCCUAUAAGGAAAUCAGCCACUUCCUUUUUAUGGCUGAAGAAGUGAUUUCUUCCUGUGGUCUUGGAAGAACAGUGGGGACAUAUCCAGCCUGAUUUGGUUCUCAUCUCCAAGGCUCUCUGGCCUCAGCUCAUCAUCCAGAGAGGAGACAACAGAUGGUUAUUCUUUUUGGUAGCUUAUUGUCUGAGCACUCAAGAACAGUCAAGAGAGGAGGAAUGCAGCAUGGAACUCUGUAUGAGUCCUUAGGAGAUACUCCAGUCAGGUGAAGCAUGCAAGUCCAUAAGCAGAAGACAAAUGGGAAUGAGUAAAGGCACACUAAAUAACCCAGAAAUUUGCAGAUGUUUAUAACUCAGAAAUAUGUAGGAAGUAAUAAGGCUAAUCGACAAGAUAAAGCAUCCUCACGUCAUAUGAAGAUGGCACCUGAAUCUUAAUCUGCUAAGUUCUACGUAUCAAGUAGUCCGUCAGUAGCUUCUUGAGACUGGAAUUUCAGCAGCGUGUGCCGGAAUGGAGAGUGAUAUCUUCAAUGGCUCACUAUCUGUCUUUAAUCAUAACCUUAUGAUUCUUGAUUCAGCAUCAUCAUAUGUGCUUUCAGAUUCUCUUGUGCAAUCGAGCUUACCACAUCACAACAGCCAUAGGCAAAUAUUGCAAGAAGUUACGGAUGACAUACACUUGAUAAGAAAUGAUUCCAUGGAAUGCAGUGAUGUUCCAUCUUCUAGAUAUAUCAAUCAAACUGGAAAUGCCUCAUGUUCCAUUGCUAGCCUUUUCUCUUCCACCACUUGUUUGCCUGAAAAUAUCAUCAGGGUUGAUGCAACCUCCAAUUUAGGAUUUCCACCAGAAGAAUUGAGAGUUCCUAUCUCCAACAAUUUGCCACAUUCAGCCUCACCACAUUGUGAUUUCGGCAGCUCAGGUCCUGGUUGGAAUUUCCAUAACUCUGCUCCAGAUGGUGAACUGUGUCUGAGAAUUGGCCAGUCUUCAGUUCCAGACAUGGGCAAUGUUGCUGAUCAAUGCUCUGAACGAAUUAAGUCAGCAGACAAUUCAAACCUACCUACUGAUUUUGGAGCCUGCAAUCAUGCUUUUCGGAAGUCCCUGCAUGAUUUUGGCUCAGGAAUGGCACGAGAGGAGGCUACUACUCACACCGAGAAGUUUUAUUCAGACGUUGGUUCUUCUGGUCCAGUUCAUUUCUCCCUUGUAUUGUUACGAUCAAAAUAUCUCAAUGCGAUCCAAGAAGUUCUUGGUGAAGCUGUCUCUUAUGCGCUAGAAAAUGCUAGUGCGGCAAAGAUGUCCUUUUCUUCAAGCUGCUCCAGUGUAAGGGAAAUUCCAAUACCUGUUUCAGAAGAACUUCCUCUUUCAUUCGGACAAACUGAACCCCUCGGAAGUAUGGAUAGUGGAUAUUCUCAGGAAGCUAAAGCUCAGCUACUAACACUGCUUCAGUUGGUUGACCACAGUUACAACCACUGCUUAGACCAGAUCCAGAAUGCUGUAACAUCAUUCCUUUGCCUAUCUCAGUCAAGCACAUCUGAGAACACCCCUGCUCGCUUCGCACUGCACACAGUUUCUUCCCUCUACAAAAGCUUGAGGAAGAGAAUUACUAGUCAGAUUCUUACGAUCGAUCAACAUCCAAGCAUAGCAUGGGCAAACGAGAACGAGGGAAGCUAUGAGUCAUCGCUGAUCCAAAAGCAGUGGGCUCUGAGGCAGCUGAAGAAGAGUGGCCAACAAUCUUGGAGACCCCAGAGGGGCUUGCCCGAAAAGUCGGUAUCGGUCCUCCGAGCAUGGUUGUUUGAGAAUUUUCUGCAUCCGUAUCCUAAAGACAACGAGAAGCAUUCGCUCGCGAUCAAAAGCGGUUUGACAAAGGGCCAGGUGUCCAAUUGGUUUAUAAAUGCUCGAGUUCGCAUUUGGAAACCAAUGAUAGAGGAGAUGUGUGCAGAACUCAACAAGAAGAGAGCAGAUGGAGGGGCAGGUGAGAGUAGGAGCCAUGGAAAUGUUGGUGUGCAGAGGCUUGGCUCAGUAUCAGUUGAAUGAGUUCCUUUCCUUGCUUGGUUGAAGUCAUUUCCUUCUUCUAUGGUGUCACUGGAUUCAAGAUCAUGUCAUGUUGGGCUGGUCCUAUCAAAAUGGCAGGUGAUCCAUGUAUCAAAUUAGAUUUCACUUUUUAAGAUAUCAAUGUUUU